Molecule: messenger RNA, 7044 nt
Organism: Sphaeramia orbicularis (orbiculate cardinalfish)
Lineage: Eukaryota; Metazoa; Chordata; Actinopteri; Kurtiformes; Apogonidae
Gene: celf4
Product: CUGBP, Elav-like family member 4
Exons: 14
Coding region: 464-2041 (525 amino acids)
Molecular function (GO): RNA binding
Source: RefSeq, a predicted model, not a curated record
GUGCCAAGAAGCUGGGACGAGGGAACGUGGGUGUAAAUAGACAGUGAACGCUCUUGGUCUCUCUCUCUCUCUCUCUCUCUCUCUCUCUCUCUCUCUCUCUCUCUUCUCUCUCUCUCUCUCUCUCUCCCUCCCCUUCUUUUCCUCUCUCUUUCUCUCUGUCUCUCUUUUAUGAAAUCAAUGAACGAGUUAUUGGGUAGGACAUAAAUAUAAGGAAUCAAAGCCUCCACCGGGACCAACGGCAUUGCGCGCUUUUGAUAUGCGUCUUCGCCAAACGCUACAUGUGUUUUCACAUCAAUGUAAAUAUUGGCUUUGAUAGGACGAGAGCGGAAUCAGCUCUGGCACGGCUUGGUCUCGGAACCAAAUUUUGACCAAGACUUCCACCAGCUUUUCACAUAAAACGCUUCUUCAACCAUCACCAUCUGCUGCUUGUUGUACCCAUCCCAACUCACUGGCCGGUCCGAAGAUGGCAACUUUAACCAACGGGCAGGUGGACGCCACGGUGCACGGUGUCGGUGUGGUCUCCGCCAGCACGAACGGGCUCGUGAACGGAUUAAGCCACAGCCACAGUCCGUCGGGCUGCCCGGCUACCAUCCCCAUGAAGGACCACGAUGCCAUCAAACUCUUCAUCGGUCAGAUCCCCCGCAACCUGGACGAGAAAGACCUCCGGCCCCUCUUCGAGGAGUUCGGCAAGAUCUACGAGCUCACUGUGCUGAAGGACCGCUUCACGGGCAUGCACAAAGGCUGUGCCUUCCUCACCUACUGUGCCAGAGAGUCGGCCCUGAAAGCCCAGAAUGCACUGCAUGAGCAAAAGACCCUGCCAGGGAUGAACAGACCUAUCCAGGUGAAGCCAGCAGACAGUGAGAGUCGAGGAGAAGACAGAAAGCUCUUUGUGGGCAUGCUCAACAAGCAACAGUCAGAAGAUGAUGUGCGGCGCCUUUUCGAGUCCUUCGGCAGCAUCGAGGAAUGCACCAUCCUCAGAGGUCCCGAUGGAAACAGCAAAGGUUGUGCGUUUGUAAAAUACUCCUCUCAUGCUGAAGCUCAGGCAGCCAUCAGUGCACUACACGGCAGCCAGACAAUGCCCGGUGCCUCAUCUAGUCUGGUGGUAAAGUUCGCCGACACGGAUAAAGAGCGCACCAUCCGCCGCAUGCAGCAGAUGGCUGGUCAGAUGGGCAUCUUCAACCCUAUGGCCCUGCAGUUUGGAGCUUACGGAGCCUACGCUCAGGUGCAGCAGCAGGCAGCAUUGAUGGCGUCUGUAGGCCAGGGAGGCUACCUCAGUCCAAUGGCAGCCUUUGCUGCUGCCCAGAUGCAGCACAUGGCCACCAUCAAUGGCCUCCCAGGAGCACCACUAACCCCCACGUCAGGUGGCAGUACCCCUCCAGGCAUCAGCGCCCCCACAGUGACCAGCAUCCCCUCCCCCAUUAGUGUAAAUGGUUUUACAGGCAUGCCACCCCCACAGGCAAAUGGGCAGCCCCCUGCAGAGGCUGUCUUUACCAACGGGAUACACCAUUACCCUGUGUUGCAGGAGGUGGUUUUUAGGGAGGACUCGGAGAAAAACGGCUUGGGCGUGGCUCCGCGGAGUUGUUUUGGGGUUCAGGGUGGCUGCUUCCUCUCCUCUCUCUCUGAAGCUCAAAGUCCCACUGCAGCUGAUCCUCUCCAGCAGGCUUACACAGGAGUCCAGCAGUAUGCAGCAGCCUACCCCGCUGCAUAUGGCCAGAUUAGCCAAGCCUUCCCCCACCCUCCACCCAUCAUUCCACAGCAGCAACGAGAAGGACCAGAAGGCUGCAACCUGUUCAUCUACCACCUCCCUCAGGAGUUUGGGGAUGGAGAACUGAUGCAGAUGUUCCUGCCUUUCGGUAAUGUCAUCUCCUCCAAAGUGUUUGUGGAUCGGGCGACAAACCAAAGUAAAUGCUUUGGGUUUGUGAGCUUCGAUAAUCCGGGUAGUGCCCAAGCUGCCAUCCAGUCAAUGAACGGCUUCCAGAUCGGCAUGAAAAGACUCAAGGUGCAGCUGAAGAGGCCAAAGGACGCCAACCGCCCCUACUAGCCCCCACCCCAGCUGGCUGCCACUGUGGCGGCUGGGGCAGCCGUCGCACACAGGGAAGGACAGGUUUUGUUGAAUCAUAUGUUGACUACUUGCUACCAGCCACUGAGUGCAAAUUCAACAGCUGGACCACUGAGGCUGCUUCAGAGACAGAGGAGUGAAGGAGAGAGAGCGAUGUCCGAGUCAAGGACACCUCCUUUUGGAUGUACUAAAACUUUGGAACUCAGAGAGAAUUUGUACCAGCCUGGUUAGCCCCAGGACCUUUUCUUCUGCACACAUAUACACACCUCUUUCCCCACAAAACCCUGCUUGAAUGACAGCUACCUUUUCUGGACCACAAAAAAACUUUUACUUGAACAAUGAGAAAAAAAGAGUAAAAGAAACUAUAUCAAACAUACUUACAAUGACCAACCCCACUGAACUCUUAAAGGGAAUAUGGAUGUCAAAAGUCCAACACGAACUAAACAAACUUUUUAAAAAACUGAGUAGAGGAUUGCCGUAGGAGAUCUUUCUGUAAGAUGGUUUGAGUUUUGGGCAAUUGACCUUUGAAGACCAAUUUAUAAGACUUGAAACACGAAGGGACAAAUUCUCGAGGAGAGAACUUAAGUAGGGAAUGUGAUAUUUUCAGGACACAAAUUGGCUUCGAUUUGGGAUGGCCAUCUUUAGCUCGGAGUGCCUGUCCGUUUCCAGGGGAUACCGUUGCCGAGGAGAGCCAUAGCAACGGUCUCCAGGGAGUCUUACCUGUCAUUCCUUAGUUGUUUUAGGGACCAAAAGACCAAACAUUUUUAUUGCUGAGGACUUGUAGCUCUAAUAUACUCGGACCACUGCAUCUCUUUCAGCCAGUGCUAACUGUUUGAGGAGUUGCAUUUAAAAGGAGUGUACAUUUCGAAUAUAUACAACACAUGUAUAUAUACAUAUAUAUUGCUGAUAUGCUUUUUGAAUACAGGCAAAACUAUUUCAGAUGACCAAAUGGGGUCUCUCACUUCGCUAGUUUACAAUUACUCAAAAUGUUUAUUUUUUCUCUUCUCAUUUCUUGGGAGGGAUGGCGAGUGCAUGGGAGGGGCUGCUCCGUAUCACAGCCUUAUCUUUUUUAACUUGACAUCCUAACCUCAUAGAUAGAAUAACAUCAGAAACGUUUGAAAUAUAUGAACUUGUUUAUAUUUGCAGUACAUAUAUAUGUAUAACAAGCAUUCAAGCAAAUGUAUUCAUAUAUACAGUAUAUAUGGAUAAAUAGAUAUUAAUCACAAACAAAUAUAUGUAUUUAUAUGCACAUAUUUUAUAUAUGUGUGUCUGUAUAUAGAACGGCAACUGACUAUGGUGAGCUGUAUUUUUUUGUAGAUUUUAGCUGGAGUUUGAAACAUUGCUCUGCUUGGGAAGAAUCGCAAAUCUGGCAGCUCCCAAAACUGCAGGCAUUCCUAUCUCUUACCUAUAUGCUGACACACAAUAUAUUGCUAAAAGAUACCUGUACAUGUGUGAGAAUACACAUAUGGUGUAAAUAAUAUCUGAAAAUGCAAAAAGCCACAUCUCAGUAGCAGGCUUUAAGAGAAUCAGGCUAAAUGAUUUUAGAGGAAAAGGACAAUUAUCUUCGACUCUAUUCCAAACAUAUCUUUUAUGCUUCACACACGGACGCACACAUUCGCAAGGACACACACAGACAUACACAGAAACACACAUACACACACAAACUUCUCUUUGAAACUUGAACCAAAAUGAAGACGUCUCACAACCCUUGCUCUCUUUUGCAUUCAGUAAAGUGCAUGUAGCGUAUGGGCUGUCACCAUGUCAAGGUGUGCCUUGUCACCUGCAGAAUCUGCCAUCAAGCACUGUGCUCUCAAAAAACAAAGAAAAAAAACUAAAUACACACAACUACUGCAAGCAGCCAGCGCGCUAUUAUGAUGUCAAAACUACAGCCAGAUCCAUAUCAUUUCUCAGCUGCGUAGAGAGCUUCAGUGCAUGUCCAGUAGAACAAACCGACUGACCAUUGUUGGUCCAUCAAUGUGUUUGGGAAAAAAUGCAUUUAGAAAUAAUGUAGAUCCAUGCGAUAACACAUCAAAUAAAAGUGGGCAUUAGGUAACCUGCUAGCACAGGUUCUAACUCUCCAAGCUGUGUGCAGGGUACCUGAGACCUGGUUCCAUCAGUUGGAGGAGGCAAAUGAGGGUACCUGUAAAGUUUAGGGUUACGACUGACAUGACAUGGCAUUAGGAGAAAUGCAACUUCAGCAAAAUUAUAAACCUACUGUUCCUACUGUAAGGUUUUAAUGAUGGAUAGAGAGCUUGCUUUCUACUGAACGGUAUGAAGGACAAAGUUGUAUGUACUUUUACAUCCAGCAGUUCAAGUGUACAAGACUAGCAAUACUUGACAUGAAGCAUAUCCUUUAAAAGAUGUUGUAUUGCCUUAUGUUAUUUGUCGCCACACAAUUUAAUACAACAGAAAAGCAAAAUGAAACUGUAGAAUAAAGUAAAAGAGUGAAAAGCCAUCUACUCGUUAUGAACCCUGUAUCACCGAGGCUGGUUUCAUAUUGUUUAGUAUACAGUUUCUCAUAAAAGCCUACAAAACUGGAAUGAACACCUACUCUGUACCUGCAAAUGGUCAACAGACAUGGAUUUAUUGGACCCUGCAUUCAACACAUAUUCAGUUGGUGGAGAUUACUCAAUGAAUAUUUAUAUAUAUGAAUAUUUAUAAGGCUAUAUGACACUUUGGAAGACAAUGCUUCCUGCUGGGUGCUGUUACUAGUUUUCCUAUAAACUGCUCAUUAUGCUAUUUCCCUAGUGUCUGUGUCUAACCUUUUUAGCAGAUUGAAUAAUUUAACAUUUACCUUCCAAAUCCAGCGAGGCUAAAAGAUGGCCCUACACAUCCCAGGACACCUCUGUUUAUGCAUGCCUCAUAACAAUGCUCUGAGCACGGCGUAAAGUGCAAACCGUGAUGACCAGCAUUUUACUCUGACAGUGGGUUUAUACCAAACGCUGUGUAUACACCCACCCAAGCGGUCUUUGAGUUAACAAUAAUAUCUGAAGCUAAAUGUCAUACGUCCAGUAUCCCUAAUCGGAGCACCGUGUGCCCUUUUUGACUGCCCGCCACUGCACUGAGGAAACUGACAAAGGCGUCAACACAACCUGUGCUUUGAGCAAUCGUUCAUGACUUUCACUGAGCCCAUGUUCUCAUGUCGAGUGAAAUAAGGGGAGGGGGAGCGGAGUGACCCCGGAUACUAGAAUGCCAAGCACCUCAUCUUCAUUUGCUCCAACUUUAAGCUGCAAGUUUACAUGAGAAAGGUAAAAAAAACAAAGUAUAGUGGUUCAAAAACAACAAGAAACAGAGCAGAAGUUUGAAUAUAAAUAUAUAAAUAUAUACAUAAACCGAUGAAUAUACUGUAAAUUGUUUCUUUUUUUGCUCUGUUUUCCUCUGUACAUAGGUUUGCAUAUUUUAUAGGACUUUUACUUCUAUCUACAAGGACUGGAUAAAGUACUUUAAAUACUUACAAAAAAAAUAUAUGAAUGAAAACAUGAUAAUGCUCAUUAAAACCAGGUACAAAAUAAAAAAAAAUAGUCGCAAGGAUACGGUACAAACUGUAGGACCUGACCAAGGCAUUUAUCCAGAAUACAGUCAGGGAGAGCAUUGACCUCAGUUAGAGCUUAGACACAUUUACCUAUUUUAUAAAAAAAAAAAAAAAUACUAUGGGUUCUAUUCAUUUAUCUAUUUGUUUAGAUAUUUAUUUAUAAGUCAUGUCUAAAAUGAUAUGCAUGCUUUCAUGGCAUUAUUUUUCUAUGAGUUGGUACGUGACCAAAUAGUUUUUAUAUGACAUGCAUGGGCCACUGUUGUGGUCCACAGAUGAUCAUUGUUCCUGUCUGCAGGACCAUGCCUUCAGCACUUCUUUGAUGAGGGAGAAAAAUGCUCCUACUGACCAAGUGAUGUCAAAGACAGAUUUGAUUUGUUUAUUUAUUUGUUUAUUUAUUUAUUUAUUUGUGUUCAUGUAUUUAUUUAAUAAUUUAUUUGUGCUGUUUGAUUCAAGAUCUGAGCUCUAUUAUUGCCACCGAUCAGUUUGUAAGCUCGACUUUGUAUCACUACAUCCCAUAUUUAUCACAGUAAAUACUGGCAGACUCUGAAUUUAACAACUUUAAAGACUGGUAAUACCUUUUCCUGUUGCUGAUAAACUACUCUAAAUGAUGCAGUCAGCUGCUGUUUCUAAAGCCUUAUGUAUAUUUGUAGUACUAAAUUCUUACUUUGUUUUAAAAAGUUUAAUAUGUUGAAAGACGGUUAAAUGGACGGCAAAUGAAAGAUUUCUCUUUCACUUCCAUGUACCAUUUGCAUUCAUUGACGUUUUUUUUAAAUGGAACGAGGGGUAAUCUCUAGUUUAACAUUCCCUCUUGAAACAGAUGUUCAAUCAAAUAUGUAUUCAACAAAAGCUAUGCCUUGAGGUCACUAUAAGUUGCUGCUAAUAUGUGCUAACUUAUGCCUAAUGAAUUGUUAAUUGCUGAUUAAUUGCUUGCAUAAAACACCAGUUUGUUUUUUUUGUUUUUUUUUAAUGUAAUCCCAUCCUCCCACCUUUCUCACCCUGCUUUGUAUUAUUUGACAGAGCUCUGAUCUUGUUCAACUGAUGUGUUAUACCAAGAGCAAAAUUCAAUGAAAACUGCACUAUCUCAUCAAAAAAAUGGAGUUACUAUCAUUUUGUCAGUGUUAUUAGUGCUUUCAUUUAAAAAAAAAAAAGAAAAAAGAAAAAAAAAAAUCAGUCGUAGUAAUAGAAUCACAUUCUUCUUCAUGUGGUUUUAAAAGUAUUCUGGAAAUCUAUUUCCCAGUUUCAGCACAUAUGGAGGGUGGGGAAAUGAAUGUUGCAUAUUAAGCUUUGCCAGGUUCCUGAUGAGCUAAGCUUCUGAUUGGGCAGUGCGCUUUAGGCUCCCGCCCCUGUCUCUCCAGACUGCACCAUUCUCUGGUCCCCUGGACUCUUUUUUUGUAAUUUUAAAUGAAUGAUGCGUCUCAGCUUAGCCCAAUAAUAAAGCACAGUCUAGAAUAAA